Molecule: messenger RNA, 4062 nt
Organism: Zonotrichia leucophrys gambelii
Lineage: Eukaryota; Metazoa; Chordata; Aves; Passeriformes; Passerellidae
Gene: SKIC2
Product: SKI2 subunit of superkiller complex
Exons: 29
Coding region: 172-3975 (1267 amino acids)
Biological process (GO): nuclear-transcribed mRNA catabolic process, 3'-5' exonucleolytic nonsense-mediated decay
Cellular component (GO): Ski complex
Molecular function (GO): RNA helicase activity; ATP binding; RNA binding
Source: RefSeq, a predicted model, not a curated record
AGGCGGAAGUGAGCGGCGCCUUCCCACAGCGCAAAGCCGCGUUCCUAUUGGUUAAGAGAGAAAAUCCCGAGCGCUGAUUGGUUGAAAGGAGAAAGAGGCGGGCUUACUGCGCUGCCGGUACUUCCGGGUUGGCGUCCGGUACUUCCGGUGGCGGCGGGAGCGCUUCCGGUCAUGGCGGGGAUGGAGAUGGAGAGGAUCGCGCUGCCGCCCCGCGGGCCCCGGGAGCUGCCGCUGGCGCUGCUGGAGUUGGGAAGCUCCGGGAGGUUCGAGCUCCUGACCGGAGAACCGGGGGAUGCGGAGGGGCCCGAGCACCGCAGCACCCUCCCUCAGGGUCUCCCCCCCUGGGCCCCGCCCCCUUUGUGGGCGGAGCUUGAGCGGAAAUUCCUGGGGACCCCCGAGGGGCUCCCCCUGCACCGGCACCAGCGGGCCCGGAGGGCGUGGCUGAGGACCCCAGACCCACGAGCUCUCUUUGCCCUGGACCCCACCCCCGUGGGCGGGGGGCUUCGGGCUGAGCGAGACCCCCGGACGGGCGCCCUGCUGGGGUUCAGCGAGGAGCUGCUCCCCUCCGCGGGUCUCUCCCCCUCCUCCUCCCCGUCCCUGCUGCGCCCCCCGGGCGAGGGGCUCAGGGUGGGCGGGGGUCUCACCAGCGUCCCCUUCUGGCCAGGCGGGCAGGACGAGCCCACCCUGGAUCAGCUCCGAGCCCCCCGAAAUGAGGAGGAGGAGGAGGACGUGGACUUCGACACAGAUUUGCUGACGACCCCCCCAGGGCUGAAACGGGGGGUGGAGUUCAAACCCCAAGGUUUUGGGGAGGGGGCUCUGUCCCUGUCCGGCCUCUUGGAGACCCUCGACACUUUGGAAUUGGGGGGGGGGGGCGACCCCCAGCUUGGGACCCCCCCCAAAUCCCCCCAGAGCCCCCCCCAUAAUCAAUUUGGGGAGGGGUCUCACCCCGAGCCCCCCCCCCGCCGUUGUGACAGCCUGGAGGAGCUGCUGGCCAAGGAGGAGGUGGGGACCCCCCCAGCGCCGCCCCCCGAGCCCCCCGAGGAGCUUUGGGCUGAGCUGGUCGAUGCCACCACCCCCGUGCAGGGCUUUGAGGAGCUGCUGCCUGACCCUGCACACAAGUGGCCGUUCACCCCGGACCCCUUCCAACAACGCGCCGCCCUGUGCCUGGAGCGCGGUCACUCGGUCCUGGUGGCCGCUCACACCUCGGCCGGCAAAACGGCCGUGGCCGAGUACGCCAUCGCGCUGGCCCGGCGCCACAUGACCCGGUCCAUCUACACCUCUCCCAUCAAGGCCCUUUCGAACCAGAAAUUCCGGGAUUUUCGGGAAACCUUCGGCGACGUGGGGCUGCUGACGGGGGACGCGCAGCUGCGGCCCGAGGCCGCCUGCCUGGUCAUGACCACCGAGAUCCUGCGGUCGAUGCUGUACAAUGGCUCCGACACCAUCCGGGACCUGGAGUGGGUGAUCUUCGAUGAGGUGCACUACGUCAAUGACGAUGAGAGGGGCGUGGUGUGGGAGGAGGUGCUGAUCCUGCUGCCCGAGCACGUCAAGCUGGUUCUGCUCAGCGCCACCGUCCCCAACGCGCUCGAGUUCGCCCAGUGGGUCGGCCGCACCAAGCGCCGCUGUGUCCGCGUUCUGAGCACCCCGCGCCGCCCGGUGCCGCUGGAGCAUUUCCUGUUCACCGGGAACAGCUCCCGCACCCGGCACCAGCUCUUCCAGCUGCUGGGCCCCAGCGGGGCCUUCAGCACCCAGGGGUACUACGCAGCCGUGGAGGCCAAGAAGGAGCAGAGCAGCAAACACGCCCAGAGCUUCGGGGCACGGCAGCCCACCCUGGGGGGCUCCAACCCCGGGCAGGAGCGAGGGGUCUGGCUGUCCCUGCUGGAGACGCUCCGGGAGCGGGAGCUGCUGCCGGCCGUCACCUUCACCUUCUCGCGGGGCCGCUGCGAGGACCAGGCCGCGGCUCUGGGCUCGCUGGAUCUGCUCGGAGGCCCCGAGAAGGCCCAGGUGCGGCAGUUCCUGACGCGCUGCCUGGCCCGGCUGCGCGGCUCCGACCGCCGCCUGCCGCAGGUGCUGCAGCUCUCGGACCUGCUGCAGCGCGGCAUCGGCGUCCACCAUGGCGGGGUGCUGCCCCUGCUCAAGGAGAUCGUGGAGAUGCUCUUCAGCCAGGGGCUGGUCAAGGUGCUGUUUGCCACCGAGACGUUCGCCAUGGGGGUGAACAUGCCGGCGCGGACCGUGGUGUUCGACUCCAUCCGCAAACACGACGGGAGCAGCUUCCGUGACCUCCUGCCAGGCGAGUACACGCAGAUGUCGGGGCGAGCCGGGCGCCGCGGGCUGGACGCCACCGGCACCGUCAUCAUCCUCUGCAAGGGCCCGGUGCCCGAGCUGUCCGACCUGCACCGCAUGAUGCUGGGCCGCCCGUCGCCGCUGCAGUCGCGGUUCCGCCUGACGUACCCCAUGAUCCUGCUGCUGCUGCGCGCGCCCGCCCUGCGCCCCCACGACCUCAUGCGCCGCAGCUUCGCCGAGUUCCCGCUGCGCCGCGACGCCACGGCCCAGACCCGGCGCGUGGCCGCCCUCAGGGAGGCGCUGGCGGCACUUGGGGACCCCGAGGGGACACCUGGGGACAACGGAGGUGACAACGGAGGUGACAUCGGGGACCUGCCCCAGUACUACCGGGCCGUGGUGGCGCUGCGCCGAGCCCGCUCCGUGCUACAGCGGUGCCUGGCGCAGCCGGGGGGGCAGCGAGUGCUGACACCGGGCCGGGUGGUGGUGGUGAGCACCCCGAAACACCGCAACGCGCUGGGGCUGGUGCUGCAGGUGAGCUCGGGGGGCUCGGGCCGCACCUUCACCACGCUGGUGCUCAGCGAGAAGCCCCCCGAAAAUGGGGGAGCCCCCCCGGAGCCCCCCCAGGACGUGCCCUACCCCGAGGAGCUGCUGCUCAGCCGCCUCUUCCUGCCCGAGGGCCCCCCCGGGCCCUGCCUGGAGCAGCUGCGCCCCGAGGACAUCGUGGGGGUCACGGCCAAGACCCUCAGGGUGAACCCCGAAAUUCUGCUGCAGGAGCUGCGCCCCCCCAGGGGACCCCGACCCCGGUCCCCCCCUGUGGGCGGGGGUCUCUCGGCCGCCCUCCAGGAGCUCUCCCGGCUCGCGGGGGUCUCGGCCCGGGAUGGGGGGGGGCUCCCCCUGCUCGAAGCUUUUGGGGUCCCCCCCGGGCGCGACCCCGAGGCGGCGGCGGCGGCGGCCGAAAUCCGGGGGCUGGGGGCGGCCCUGGGGGGCUUCAGGUGCGUCAGGAGCCCCCGAUUCCCUCAGCAGUACUCCCAGUACGCGGCCAGGCAGGAGCUGCUGGAGCAGCUGGAGGAGCUGCAGUUCCAGCUGUCGGACCAGUCCCUGCUGCUGCUGCCCGAGUACCACCAGCGCCUCGAGGUGCUGUCGGAGCUGGGUUACGUGUCGGGGGGCGCAGUGGCGCUGGGCGGCCGCGUGGCGGCGCUGCUGAGCACGGAGCAGUUGGUGCUCACCGAGCUGCUGCUGGGCAAUGUGCUGGCGCCGCUGCGGCCCGAGGAGAGCGUGGCGCUGCUCUCCUGCCUGGUGACCCCCGGCCGCGGGGAGCCCCUGCCCGAGGGGCUCAGCCCCGCCCUCACUCAGGCCCUGGAGCGGCUCCGCGCCGUCGCCGCCCGCGUGGCCCGGCUGGAGCAGCAGCGCGGCCUCGGGCCCGGCCCCGACGACUUCGUGGCCCAGUUCGGCUUCAGCCUGGUCCAGGUGGUCUACGAGUGGGCCAGGGGCAUGCCGUUUGCGGAGAUCGCCCGGCUGGCGCCGGUGCAGGAGGGCUCGGUGGUCCGCGCCAUCCAGCGGCUGGAGGAGCUGCUGCGGGAGCUGCGCCAGGCCGCGCGCGCCGUGGGCGACCCCGCCAUGGCCGCCAAGAUGGAGGCGGCCGCCGCCAUGAUCAAGCGCGACAUCGUCUUCGCCGCCAGCCUGUACACGCAAUAAAGGGACACCGAGGGACACGCGGGGGGAGUGGUGGCUCUGCCAUCCAUCCAAAUCCCCCCCUCUCUGUGCCCGUGUGGUUCGGUCCAA